AUGCGGUCUCAGCUUCUCCGCGCCGCGGCGCGCUCCAGGACAUGUUCCUUGAGCCAACGGACGACACGGACAUUCGCCUCCUCUGCACGACGGCCCGCCGAGGUCGAACUCACAAUUGAUGGAAAGAAAGUGUCGAUAGAGGCUGGAUCAGCUCUCAUCCAGGCUUGUGAAAAAGCUGGUGUCACAAUCCCCCGAUUUUGUUAUCACGAAAAACUCCUGAUCGCCGGUAACUGUCGUAUGUGCUUGGUCGAAGUCGAACGAGUCCCGAAGCCCGUAGCGUCCUGCGCAUGGCCCGUCCAACCCGGCAUGGUCGUCAAGACCAACUCACCCAUGACACACAAAGCAAGAGAGGGUAUCAUGGAGUUUCUACUCGCCAACCAUCCCCUCGAUUGUCCCAUUUGCGAUCAAGGUGGACAAUGCGAUUUACAAGACCAGUCAAUGAGAUAUGGCGCUGACCGGGGCCGAUUUCACGAAGUCAGCGGCAAGCGUGCAGUCGAAGACAAGAAUAUUGGACCAUUGAUCAAGACUUCGAUGAACAGAUGUAUCCACUGCACAAGAUGUAUUCGGUUCACCAACGAGAUCGCCGGUGCACCAGAGCUGGGGUCUACGGGGAGAGGCAACUCUAUUGAAAUCGGCACAUAUCUGGAACGAAACCUCGAUACGGAACUUUCGGGUAACGUGGCCGAUUUGUGUCCCGUAGGUGCUUUGCUCACCAAACCGGGCGCUUUCAGCUACAGACCCUGGGAACUCACAAAAUUCGAGUCAAUUGACGUCUUAAACGGACUGGGGUCGAACAUCCGGGUGGACACCAGAGGUUUGGAAGUCAAGCGGAUCCUGCCCAGGUUGAAUGACGAUAUCAAUGAAGAAUGGAUCGAUGACAAGACACGGUUCGCUAUGGAUGGAUUGAAGACACAGAGACUUACCACACCUCUGAUCCGGAGAGAUGAUAAAUUCUUGCCUGCCACAUGGGAGCAGGCUCUUACCGAGAUUGGCAAUGCCUACCUCAGACUGAAACCUGCCGAGAACGAAUUCAAGGCGAUCGCCGGACAUCUCAUUGAAACGGAAUCCCUGGUCGCCAUGAAAGACCUUGCCAACAGAUUGAACUCGGAAAACCUAGCCCUGGAUCAGCCCGGCGGUAGUGCCCCGAUUGCGCACGGUGUUGACGUCCGAUCAAACUACCUCUUCAACUCCAAGAUCUUUGGCGUCGAGGACGCAGACGCCAUGCUCAUCAUCGGGAGCAACCCACGAUGGGAAGCUGCCGUUUUGAACGCCAGAAUCCGAAAGCAAUGGCUGCGAGCACCUCUCGAGAUCGGAUACGUUGGUGAGCCUUUCGACAGCACUUUCGAGUAUGAUCACCUCGGCACCGAUGCCGCGGCGGUGAAGAAGGCUCUGGCUGGCGACUUCGGCAAGAAGCUGGCAUCGGCCAAGAGACCGAUGAUCAUUGUGGGCAGUGCGAUUGCCGAACACCCUGACGCAGCGGCCAUCUUCGAGAUGGUCGGCAGCUUCGUGGACAAGAACGCAGCCAACUUCCUCACCCCCGAAUGGCAAGGCUACAACGUCCUCCAACGCGCCGCGUCGCGAGCUGGAGCUUACGAGGUCGGCUUCACCACUCCCUCGCAGAAGGUCGCGGAGACGAAACCCAAGAUGGUCUGGCUGCUCGGCGCCGACGAGAUCACCGAGGCAGAUAUCCCUAAAGACGCCUUUGUGAUUUACCAAGGCCACCACGGCGAGACUGGUGCACAACUGGCCGACGUCGUCCUCCCGGGCGCCGCUUACACCGAGAAGUCCGGAACAUAUGUCAACACAGAAGGCCGCGUCCAGCUAUCCCGUGCUGCUGUUUCGUUGCCCGGCGCCGCACGCACCGACUGGAAGAUCAUCCGCGCGGCAUCCGAGUUCCUGGGCGUCCCUCUCCCGUAUGAUGACCUCGAAGUUCUCCGCGACCGUCUCGAAGAGAUCAGCCCCGCCCUCCGACGCUACGACACUCUCGAACCUACCACCCUGGCAAGCCUGAGUAAAGUCCAGCUGGUGGAUGCCCACAAGGGCGCCAAACCCUCGGGCAAGCCGUUCGAACUGCCCAUCAAGGACUUCUACAUGACAGAUGUGAUUUCAAGGAGUUCCCCAACAAUGGCUCGCUGCUCAGCGGCCAAGAAGACAGGCAAUCCAAACACGAACUUCAUGGCCCCAGGCGAGCCGGAGGCGCAGAUCUCGUACGGUUAA
Molecule: messenger RNA, 2217 nt
Organism: Capronia coronata CBS 617.96
Lineage: Eukaryota; Fungi; Ascomycota; Eurotiomycetes; Chaetothyriales; Herpotrichiellaceae
Product: NADH-ubiquinone oxidoreductase 78 kDa subunit, mitochondrial
Exons: 3
Coding region: 1-2217 (738 amino acids)
Biological process (GO): ATP synthesis coupled electron transport
Cellular component (GO): membrane
Molecular function (GO): NADH dehydrogenase (ubiquinone) activity; iron-sulfur cluster binding
Source: RefSeq, a predicted model, not a curated record